AUGCGUCCAAAGGUCUCAAUUGCUCAAUUGGCUCGCCAUGGAGGGCUUUCGCUGGCCGAAUUGCCUCCUCCCUUCCUCGCUCCCGCUCUCUAUUCCCCCUUCAUAACCCUCUCGCAGUCCUCCAAAUUCUCAACCUCCCCAUCCUUCCAAGACCGAAGCAAAUUCCGUGGAGUCUCUGCUAUCCAUCGAAGCGGUCUCAGACAUCGGUUGGCUGCCUCAAAGUACCCGCUGCCAACGCCAGAAGACCCGGUGAGGCACGAGGCGCGUGAGGUCAACCCAAACCACGGCCUCUGGGGAUUCUUCCUCCCAAACAAGGAGAACUUUCCUACUCCAGAGCAGGAACACGCACACGGCCGCUCUUGGACUGUCCAGGAACUACGCCAGAAAUCAUGGGACGACCUGCAUUGUCUCUGGUGGGUGUGUGUGAAGGAACGUAACCGAAUUGCAACAUCCAAUUUAGAACGGGACCGACUACAAGCUGGAUACGGCGAGUACGAGGCCGAAGACCGGGACAAGACGAUCGUGGCCACACAGAACAACAUCAAGCAUGUUUUACGAGAGCGGUGGAACUCCUGGUCAGAUGCCCGUGAGCUGUACAACGACGGUUAUCGACCGGAGCAGGAUGCACUCCUAGAAACCGCCGAGCUACAGGAGGACGCGAUGCCCGAAGAGGUGCCGGUCGAGGACCUGAACGCUGAUGGAGCAAAGGCUAGAAGUCAACCCACUGCAUCUGCAUGA
This is a messenger RNA of Arthroderma uncinatum, 738 nucleotides long. Its product is annotated as mitochondrial 54S ribosomal protein YmL4. Gene Ontology annotation, cellular component: mitochondrial ribosome; mitochondrial large ribosomal subunit. The coding region runs from base 1 to 738 and encodes 245 amino acids. Gene Ontology annotation, biological process: mitochondrial translation. Gene Ontology annotation, molecular function: structural constituent of ribosome. NCBI's taxonomy places the organism in Eukaryota, Fungi, Ascomycota, Eurotiomycetes, Onygenales, Arthrodermataceae. The record is from RefSeq and is a predicted model, not a curated record. The transcript is spliced from 3 exons.